Molecule: messenger RNA, 1084 nt
Organism: Arabidopsis thaliana (thale cress)
Lineage: Eukaryota; Viridiplantae; Streptophyta; Magnoliopsida; Brassicales; Brassicaceae
Gene: TIR
Product: toll/interleukin-1 receptor-like protein
Exons: 2
Coding region: 237-767 (176 amino acids)
Biological process (GO): signal transduction
Cellular component (GO): cytoplasm
Source: RefSeq, marked reviewed
UUUGUGUUCGUUAAUAUGUUAUCCAUACUCAUUAUCUUAUUUUGGCGGCCCAUCUAUUCUCUUCCCUCUUUCUGAGUAGUUUAGUGAAACAGAAGCUGACAAGAAAAAAUAGAAAAUGCCAGGAAACACACAGUUAGCAGUAGGAAGACUCUUAUAGGUCAACUUCUGUAGUGGUAGUGCCUAUAAAUAUCCUUGAGUUUUUUAUUUCUAUCACUCAUUGAGAAUCAAAAAUCAAAAUGUCUUCUCAUACUGCAACUAAGUAUGAUGUUUUCCUAAGUUUCAGAGGGCAUGACACUCGCCACAACUUCAUCAGUUUUCUCUACAAAGAACUGGUUCGAAGGAGCAUUCGAACCUUCAAAGACGACAAAGAGCUGGAGAAUGGCCAGAGGUUUUCGCCGGAGCUCAAAAGCCCCAUCGAGGUGUCAAGAUUCGCCGUCGUUGUUGUCUCAGAGAACUAUGCUGCGUCUUCUUGGUGUCUCGAUGAGCUCGUAACGAUCAUGGAUUUCGAAAAAAAGGGUUCCAUCACCGUGAUGCCCAUCUUCUACGGCGUGGAACCGAAUCAUGUGAGGUGGCAGACCGGAGUACUCGCUGAACAGUUUAAGAAACAUGCGAGUAGAGAAGAUCCUGAGAAAGUUCUUAAAUGGAGGCAAGCAUUGACCAAUUUUGCGCAACUCUCCGGCGAUUGUUCAGGUGAUGAUGACUCGAAGCUGGUGGACAAAAUUGCUAACGAGAUAUCAAACAAGAAGACGAUUUAUGCAACAAUAUGAUGAGUCCAGACGAGAAGAAGAAGAAGAAAGGAGAAGGCCCAUAAGGACUCGCAUGCCCAAUCCAAAGUAUUCCCAACACUAAGUCAUUUUACUUAGUCUCUGUUUUCGAUUUAGUUACAAUAAGCAAGGAGUCUUCCACGAUUACAGUUUCCAUCUUUUCCAAGUUUGUAGAAGUUGUUACUCCACGUUUGUUUCCAUGUUGUUUCUAGUUGUAAGGAGGUGUACUCCAAGUAUUUAUAUCAAUGAAAAACAAAACAAAAGGUAGUCUUAACUAACAAUCGUUUAUCAAUUCUAAGAACUAGAAUUCUCUUUGGUUU